AUCAACGCGAAAUUUAUUGUAGGCCCAUCGAACACACUAACGAAAUAGAAACAAUUGUGUUAUACCCGAGAACGUCAAGCACAGCAGCACAGUGAAAUCUAGACCAGGGUCAAAUCAGAUCAUUGAGCAUUUAAUCUUUCUUGAAUACUCUGUUGUUUUUCUUUACAAGUUCUGGACUGACACUUCAGCUCCAAGAUGAUACUUUAUAUUCUUGUGAUGUUCACGUUGAUUGGAAGCUCAAGUCAACAAGACCUAGGUUUUGUUCGACAUGUCUCUCAGAAUUUCCAUGAAAAGAUAAACAGUAAACUGGAGCAACAGAUUCUUUCAUUUCACAAUCAGGAGUUGGCGCUGAGAGCUUAUGCUUCUUACUUUGGUCGUGCAGAUGUCAACCUGUUGGGCUUCAAGAAGUUAUUGACUGGACUCAGAGACCGCGCAUUGGACAAUGCUUUGAGUGUCACAACAUUCAUCAAUGACAGAGGUGGUCGAGUUAGGUUCCCUGUAGUUCAGUUGAAAGAUGCGUGCAAUGAAAUCACCAAGUCCCUGACGUCUUAUGACAUACUACACCCUUCCUUUGCUGCCUCUGGGCGAACACAGCCUCAUAUUUGUAAUUUUCUAACGACGAGUGCGGUAUCCAAAAAGCGAAAUCCUGCUGACGAUAAUGAUAAUUCAGAUGACGAUACUCGAGACAAUUGGCGAGCUGGACUUUACGCUUUGGAGGAUACUUUAGCUCUGGAAAAAUCCAUCAACAAUGGUCUUAUCAAUUUGGCCAAAGAAGCUACGAAAUUUAGCGACCCUCAAACACGUGAUCACGUGGAAAACUUCAUAGACAAACAAGUUGAAGUCAUUCAGAAGCUGGCGGAGAUCAUCACCAAACUACGAAGGUACCAACAAGACGAUGAGUACAUUCUUGGAGAAUAUCUGAUUAACAACGAACUCGAGUCCUAGAAGUCCAUAACCAAGACAUGAUUGACCUCUCCCUCUACUAUCUGAACAUGACAAAAGCCAUCGGACUACAAGGCUAAAAUACAUGCUACUGUUAGUGAUACACUUGCUACACAGACUAAUAAAAUGCAGGUCUAUUGAAAACUA
This is a messenger RNA of Biomphalaria glabrata, 1089 nucleotides long. RefSeq names its product yolk ferritin-like. Gene Ontology annotation, molecular function: ferric iron binding; ferrous iron binding. The transcript is spliced from 7 exons. Lineage: Eukaryota; Metazoa; Mollusca; Gastropoda; Planorbidae. The coding region runs from base 196 to 945 and encodes 249 amino acids. Gene Ontology annotation, cellular component: cytoplasm. The record is from RefSeq and is a predicted model, not a curated record. Gene Ontology annotation, biological process: intracellular iron ion homeostasis; iron ion transport.